Molecule: messenger RNA, 3618 nt
Organism: Maudiozyma saulgeensis
Lineage: Eukaryota; Fungi; Ascomycota; Saccharomycetes; Saccharomycetales; Saccharomycetaceae
Source: the annotation of a GenBank genome assembly
AUGAGUCAGUCAAUAACAUCACGAAUCAAAUCGAAACUUUUUCAAGGUAAUAACGACAGCGAUAAUGAUAACAACAACAAUAAUAAUGAUACAGAUAAAGAAGGAACCAAAAAUAGUAAUUUUGAUAAACAUUCAAAUAGGAUAGGAUCACUUCCGACCAUGGAUUUUACAGUGCACACAAAUGAAAGUUCUGAACUUAAUCCAAUUACAGAAACCAACUCAACCCGAUCUGAGACCCCUAUAACUAAUAAUACGGAUACGACCCCAACAGAAGAAAAUAAUAAAGAUGAUGGAACUACAGUUAAUACAAAGCAUAACCCCAAGCAAAACCCUAACAGUAGAAUAAGGAGAUUAAAGAAUAAAGUUUUUGAUAUGAAUUUCAGACCAAGUAGGAGUGUCUCAAAAGAAACUGUCCCAAAGACAUCAGAACAAUCAAAAACCACCAGCACUCCCAAAGAUUCAAGUGAUGGGGACAUAGUUCCAAUGGAGUUACAAAUACCUAAAAACACUACAACAGCAGCAAGAAAUUCGUUUAGUAAAAGCCCUAGAAGACGAAGUUUAGAAAAAUUUCCCAUAAAGGAUAAUGUACCUCACAAUUAUGAUGAAAUGUACCGUACAUUUUCUGAAACAUCUGCAUGUUCUUCUCAAGACACAAAUAUAAAACCUAGGAGGCAUCAUUCAAGGCAUCAAUCAUCUAUCCUCCCCAUGAAGAAAAUAACAUCUGAAAAUACAAGUUCUGGCUCUCCACCUUUUCGAUUGUAUAACGUAACAGCGUUACGUCAUUUAAGAUCGAACGAUGACAAUAUCGAAUUACCGAAAUACCCUGCUGAGGAAGAACAUAAGACAUUAGGGCUCCCAAACCAAUCUAAAUCAAUAACUAGAAGGCGUAGUAAGACUGUUGAUGCAUACGAUACGCUAAAGAAAAGCAGAACACCACCGGCAAUACAAUUAAGAAUGCCUGGCACAGCUAGAGUGAGUCGUUCUAACUCCUUUAAAUUAAAUGAAUCACGAAAUAAAAAUGAUAACAAUGAGGAAUAUUCCUCAGCGAAACCAUACCCUCCUCCAUCUCCAGAAAGAUUGAGCACAUUUGGCGGGCCACUGACAAGGAGAAGUACAGAGACAACGAACACUAAACCCUAUUCUAACCAUAAUACGCCUAGUCUCCAAAGUAAUACUAACUCUACAUUCUCAAUAUCUAGAAGGAGUAAUUCAAUAGUAAACGCUUUAAGUAGUUUUGUGAAUCUGAGGUCUGGGAGUGGUUCUUCUAGUAAGGCACCACAUUUCCAAAAUUAUAAUUUUCAGCCAGAAAACACAGUUCCUGUAAAAUUAUCCGAUUUACCCACACCACCAAUGUAUAAGGAAAACGAACCAUAUGAUAGUUAUUUAAAAAGAUUGUCAGGUUAUGGAAAAUUUGUUUCAGUAAUCUUAACAGAAAAACCUGAUGGUUACAAGCUUGGCUGUUUGAAGUUUUUCUUAAUAGAAUACUUUGAUUUUGCAAUGGAUCCUUUAGAUAUUGCACUUCGAAAAUUGUUGAUAUUUUUAGAACUUCCCAAGGAAGCCCAACAAAUUGAUAGGCUUCUUACAGAAUUUGCUAAAGUAUACUAUGAUAAGCAGAAAUCGUACUAUGGAACCAACUGCCCCUGGACUAAUUAUAAUCAAGUAUAUUUUGUGAUAUUUUCCUUAUUAAUGCUUCACACAGAUUACUUUAAUGCCAAUAACAAACAGAAAAUGACAAGACAAGAAUUUACCAAACUGGUCCACGAAGAUACAUAUUCAGAAGGUGAUAAAGUACCGUUAGAAAUAUUAGCAUAUUAUUACGGUAAUAUUGUGGCUAAAGAAUCCCCAAAAUUCGAUUUUUCUACUUAUUAUUCCAUGCUAAGUCCCUCAACUCCAAGCUCUAUAGAGUUUACAUAUUCCGAAAACAACUCCUCAGAGGGAGCCUCUAAAACAUCACUUUUACCAUAUAAUGCAACUAAUGCACUAAUCCAGACAAAUACGGAGCAUGUAACUGAUACAAUCGAAGAUAAUGUAAACAAAGAAAACUACAAAACUACAGCCGUGAUGGAUGAAAACGAUGGGAUAAUUUACUCACCAAAAGCAAUAAUAGAACAAAACAAGCUAUUUAAUAGUAGAAGAACUAGUUAUAACUCCAACAAUACAGCAGGAGACAUCGAUGAUACAGCAAUUAAUGCUUUAACACAAGAUUAUACACCACCAUUAACUUUUAAAGGUCGCCCAUCUUCUAAUUCAAUUUCAUCAUACUUUUCAAAUUCUAAUAUGACACCUACACCAAUACCUUCUUCUAAUACGUUUGCCACAUUAACACCUGGAGGGGCUGUUGGAAAUCCAUUUUUAUCAUCUCAUAAGCAAGGAGGAAUUUCAUCUGCCGAAACCAAAGAUGAUAUCGAUAUAUACUAUCACAUUUUCAAUGACGACCUUUUUGAAAUUUCAAUGACUUUACAAGUUGUGAAAUUAAUGCCCCAUGAUUUUAGUACAUACAAUGUUAUGCCCAAACAUAAAGAAGAGAAUAAAUACAAAAAGUAUUAUGAUAUCCUUAAAGAAUUCAAAGGGGCAUAUUUAAGGAUACCAAAGAACCAUAUCAGCAAGCUAAACAUCCCUAACUAUGAAAUCAUUAAUCCCUCAGAACCAUCGAACAACCAAUUAUUGAAAUCCAAACCAAAAUAUUAUUAUUUAAAGAUUAUCAGAAUGGGUGAGAUUGAAGAAUUAUCCAGCAAUAAUAGUUGGAGAUCAAAGACUGUACUUUUAACAAAUUGUGGUAUUCUAAUAUAUGAUUCAAACAAACCAGGUCAUCAUCAUACAUUGAUACCUAGUGGUUCUAUCUUCUCUGAUUCUUCUGAAUUAUUUACAACUGAGGUGAAUAGAAAUGAUACAACUGGCGAAAGUUACUACACCGUUAACUUUAGAAGUGGGUUUGUGAUGCUAUUUAACGACGAGCUAUAUGCAGAGACGACCAAAUGUGAAAGUAGUUACAAAAGUAAUGAUAAUAGUGAUAAUCGUAAUGAUGAAAUGAAUGAAAAUGAUUAUGCAUUCCUUUUAUGGGGGACACAUGGAAAGUCUAUAUGGAGAUGUAAGAAUGACCUAGAGAGAUCAAACUGGAUUGAUUCCAUAAAUCUUCUUGGUUGUUUCCAUGGUACUUCAAACAAUUAUCGUUGUUUAAAUGACACUGUUGCUUGUAAAGAAACAGAAACCAUUAGUCAUCGAUAUUAUUAUUGGCAUAUUGAAAAUCAAAAAAUAAUUGAAAAAUUUAAUUCAAUUGAGAGAGAACUUAUCCUUUUCAAACAGAGUAUCCCUAUCAACUCAAGGACACGUAAUGACAUGAUUAAUAACAUCGUAAAUCUCUCCAAAAAAGUAAAAAGGUUCAUACAUGACUACAGAAGGAAUGACUGUUACAAUUUUAUUGUCGACUCACUUGACCUUGUCAAAGAGGUAGAUCCAACAGAUGAAUGUGAAAGUGUUAUCCAAACUAGCGCUAUAUCAGAUGACAGAGGGUUUUCAUUUAACGAGGAGAGUCUCCAAAAAUGCUUUACAGAGAAUAGUCGCGACAACCUGGAUGAUCUUGUUGAGCCAUUAGAUGGAAGUUCAUUACAUUGUGCUUAG